AUGGAGGAUCUACGUAAAUUAAAGAUAAAAAGGGGAAAUAUCAAGGGAUAUUUAACCAGGACCAAGUCCUUUUUAGACUCUAUUGAUUUAGAUUAUUUGACCGAAUUAAAUUUGAUACAAAUUAAGACAAGAUUAGAUAACGUUGAACCUCUUUUGUGUCAGUUUAACGAUGUUCAAUCUGACAUCGAAUGUCAAAUGACCUUGGAAUCGCAAAGUGAUGAGGAUUCUAGUAAAAUUUUUGAGGAAGAGUCUUUGAACAGAACUUCGGUAGUCAUUAAUAAUAACGCAGUUAGUACUCAUGACGCGCAAAAUGUGGUCCCAUCUAAACCCUCAAUAAAAUUACCUGAUCUGAAGUUGCCGGUUUUUAAUGGGUCGUAUGAAAAAUGGCUCGAAUUUAGAGAUGCGUUUCAAGCCAUUGUUCAUAAAAAUGUGCAUCUAUCGGACGUUGAAAAGUUCUUUUAUUUAAAAUCCUUUCUUGAAGGUGAACCUUUACAAGCCAUUGCUAAUUUGCAAGUUACGAAUGACAACUAUUCAAAUGCUUGGUCAAUAUUGUCAGAUAGAUCAUUAAAAAGUCUUGGGCAAGAAGUUGAUCAGUGGGACACAUUAAUCGUGUUUAUGCUGAUAAAUAAAUUUGAUUCUGUGACCCGUCGCGAAUGGGAAAGUUUUCCCAUAAAAGGUGAGUUGCCAGGAUUGGAAGAUGUUAAUAAGUUUUUAAAAGCAAAGUGCGAACUACUUGAGAAGUUGGAGGCUUCAAAACAGGAUGUAAAUAAAAUGAAACUGUGUAGUAAUUGUUUUAGUCCUGAUCAUACCCAAAAUAAUUGUCCUAAAUCUAAUAUUUGUCGUCAAUGUGGAGAAAAACAUAAUUCAUUAUUGCAUUUAAACAUCCAGUCUCCGGUUGCGCCCGUGCAUAGUAGGCCUUUCGUUUCGGUCAACUCCCCUCCGCCAGUAACGAACGGGAUCGAGAAUUCGACUCAUGAAAAUGCCGUAGCUUUGAGCGCCACAAUAGGGGAAGUCAACCACGUGGAUUCGAAUGUUAAGGCAACGUUGUCGCUUUUAGUAACAGCUAAAAUACGGGUUUUCGAUUCACGCGGAAAUAUUUUUAUAAUCAGAGCGUUGUUGGAUCCAGGGUCGCAAAGUAACUUUAUAUCGGAGAGUUUGGUUAGUAAAUUAGGUUUAAAGCGGCAAAAUGUUGAUUAUGAGAUUAGGGGUUUGGCUCAGGCAUUGUUAGCUACAUCGAGUUCUCGAGUAAACGUAACUAUUAUGUCGAAUAUUUGUGACGAUUUUAAAGAAAUAAUUCCUUGUUUAGUAAUUUCAAAAAUUACGCAAGAUUUGCCUUAUAUGUCUUUUAAUAUUUCUCAGUGGAAAAUUCCAGGGAAUAUAAGCUUGGCUGAUGAUACAUUUAAUGUACGGGGUAAUAUUGAUAUGUUGUUAGGUAAUGAUAUAUUUUAUAGAAUUCUACUUAUGAAUCAAAUUUGUAGCCCGGGCAUGCCUGUUCUUCAGAAUAGUAGGUUGGGAUGGAUUGUUGCAGGUAACUUUAAUCCAAAAUGUAUACCUGUUUCUGAGAAUAGAGUUUUGGCAUGUCAUUCUUUUGAGCAGAGUAUUGAUCAAAGCUUAACUAAAUUUUGGGAACUGGAGGAAUGCGAGUCAAAUAGUAAAGUUUUGUCGAAAUCUGAACAAGAUUGUGAAGAACAUUUUGUGAGCAGCUUCGCGCGCAAUUCCGAAGGUCGUUUCGUAGUUAAAUACCCCUUUAAAGAGAAUUUACAUCAGCUAGGUUUUUCAAAACAGAUGGCGUAUAAAAGAUUAAUUUAUUUAGAAAAAAGAUUACUUAAAGAUGAAGUUUUAAAAGAGGAUUAUAUAGCGUUUCUUAAUGAAUAUAGAGAUCUGGGACACAUGACUAAAGUUAAAAACUUUUCUAUCGACUCGAGUGAUUCGAAUAAAUAUUGCUAUUUACCACAUCAUGCUGUGGUUAAAGAGGGUAACUUAACGACCAAAGUCAGGGUUGUUUUUGAUGCUUCGGCUCAAACUGAUACGGGACUCUCUUUAAACGAUGUACAGCAUGUUGGUCCCACAAUUCAAAAUGAUUUAUUGGCUAUUCUUUUAAACUUCCGAAUUUAUCCUUUCGUGAUUAAUGCAGAUAUCACAAAAAUGUACCGACAGGUAUUAAUUGACCCUAGUCAACGUGGAUAUCAAAGAAUAUUAUGGAAAAAUAUUGGCGAUUUAUCCGCAGAAAUUGAAUGUUUUGAGCUUAAUACCGUCACUUACGGUUGUGCCUCCUCGCCAUUCUUAGCGGUCCGUUGCUUAUAUCAGUUGGGUUUGGAGUAUAAAGAUAAAUAUCCCAAAGCAAGUCAAGCGAUUAUGAAUUGCUUCUAUUUAGAUGAUUUAUUAGCUGGGGAGUUUUCGCAAGCUGCUCUAUUGCAACUUCAGCAUGAAAUUUCUUUUAUUCUCAAUACCGCGGGUUUUAAGCUUCGGAAGUGGCUUUCAAAUAAGUCUGAGCUGGUAUCACAAUUUGAAAUUGAUAAAAAUGAGUUUUCCAGCAUUUUACAAUUAGGUGAAGGCCAACAAAAUAAAACAUUGGGUUUAUUCUGGGAUGCCGCGCAGGACUCUAUUCAUUAUUCCAUAAUAAAUGGUGAUGUACCUAAAAGAAUAACAAAAAGAUUAAUUCUGUCUAUCACUAGUCAGAUAUUUGAUCCACUUGGAUUACUAGGUCCAAUUAUUGUAGUUGCAAAAUUAAUAUUGCAAACUCUUUGGCAGAAUCGCCUAUCAUGGGACGAGUCAGUUCCUCAAAGUCUAGCAGAAAGGUGGCUAGAGUUUUAUAAAGAUUUGCAAUUUCUAAGUCAGGUAAAUGUCCCUCGCUAUGUUUUGGCUGAUAAUUGGAAGAUUUUGCAAGUUCACGGUUUUGCAGAUGCAUCGGAAAAGGCUUACGGUGGUUGCGUAUAUUUGGUUUCAUUUUCAUCUACGGGCGAAUAUAUUUCUUCGCAUUUAAUAUUGGCUAAGUCUCGUGUGGCGCCAUUAAAGAAAAUUACCCUUCCGAGGUUGGAGCUUUGUGCCGCGGUUGUCACGGUUAAGUUGGUUGAGAAGGUCAGAAAUUCAAUAUGUGUGUCAAUUGACCAUUGUGUUUAUUGGACUGAUUCGUCAAUCGCAUUGUGCUGGAUUCAAGCUUGCCCCAGUAGGUGGAAAACUUUCGUAGCAAACCGGGUAACUGAAGUUCAGAAUUUAUCUAUCCCUGAAAAUUGGCACCAUAUUAGAUCAGAGAUGAAUCCAGCAGAUUGCCUUUCUAGAGGAACUUCCGCUGCUUAUUUGCUUUCCUUAGAGUUGUGGUGGAAAGGGCCUAUUGACAUAUUUUCUAGUCCACCUCCCGAUAUGCAAAAUCUAAUAGAACCUAAAUUUGAUAUACCAGAACAAAGGGUUUUGAGUCAUUAUGGAGGUGUAGAAGAGACAUUUGAAUUUGAUUUUUUAAGAUAUUCAGCUUUAUUAAAGUUACAGCGAAUUAUUUCGUAUUGUUUUCGGUUUUAUCAUCGUCUUAAGUCAAAGGUUAAGAAAAAUGGUCCCAUUAGUAGUGACGAGUUGAAUUGUGCUCUUAUUUGCUUGUUAAGGAUCUGUCAAUUACAAUCGUUUUCUAAAGAAUAUGUUGCUUUGAAAAGAAAGGAUCUGGUGUCAAAUUCAAGUCGUAUCUUAUGUUUGAAUCCUUUCUUGGAUAAUGAAGGCUUGAUAAGAGUUGGAGGACGCAUUCAAAGGGCAAACAUCUCUACGGAACAGAAACAUCCUAUUAUUUUGCAUCCUAAGCAUAUGUUGACUUCUUUAAUAUUAAGGCUGGAACAUGUAAAAUUACUUCAUUGCGGGCCUCAACAGCUCUUAUAUUCAAUUCGACAACGUUUUUGGCCAAUUUCUGGUCGAAGAAUUUGCAGAUCUAUAGUAAGGAGUUGUGUUGUAUGUUUCAAGGCAAAACCAAUUUCUCAAAACUAUUUGAUGGGCAGCUUACCUGAAAGUCGAUUAACCGCAUUCCAACCAGUGUUUACACAUACGGGCAUUGAUUAUGCUGGUCCUAUAUCCAUAAGAGAUAGGAAAACCAGAAAUCCGAAAAUUUUAAAGGCCUAUAUAUGUAUUUUUGUGUGUAUGAGUACCAAAUGCGUUCACUUGGAUGUGGUAACUGAUUUAACUACUUCAGCUUUUAUUGCGGUAUUAAAGCGUUUUAUUGCCAGACGUGGAAAACCUUUACAUAUCUAUUCGGACAACGGUUCAAAUUUUGUUGGAGCCAAUUCAGUACUUUUUGAUUUCCUAAGGUCAAAUUCCGACAAAAUAGGUUCAACUUUGUCCACGGAAAGUAUCUCUUGGCAUUUUAAUCCGCCUAGAGCUCCCAACUUCGGUGGGUUGGGGGAAGCCGGCGUAAAAGGGUUUAAGUUUCACUUAAAGCGGAUUAUGGGUGAUUCUAAAUUAUCUUAUGAGGACCUGAGUACAGUGAUAAUCCAAAUUGAAGGAGUGUUAAACUCCCGACCAAUAUCACCAUUAUCUACGGACCCGCAAGACCCCACUCCACUCACUCCUGGACAUUUUUUGGUGGGAAAACCCCUCACUGCUAUUCCGGAGCCAGUUUAUACCGAAGUUGCAGAGAAUCGUCUCAAUAAAUACCAAAGUCUUCAAGCUAUGAUCCAGCACUUCUGGAAGAGAUGGAGUUUGGAGUACAUAUCCGAGUUACAGUCACGUCUCAAAUGGAAGAAGUCCUAUGUAACUUUGUUAAAGGUCGGCAGUCUAGUGAUCGUCAAAAAAGACAAUGUUCCAGUUUGCAAAUGGAAGGUUGGACGUGUCCUUGAACUUCAUCCAGGUCCAGAUAAUAUCACGCGUGUUGUGACUUUGAAAUGUGCUGAUGGUUCAGUGUAUAAACGUGCAAUCUCUAAAAUUUGUGUAUUGCCAGUAGAAUAA
This is a messenger RNA of Anthonomus grandis grandis, 4917 nucleotides long. RefSeq lists its product as uncharacterized. Gene Ontology annotation, molecular function: nucleic acid binding. NCBI's taxonomy places the organism in Eukaryota, Metazoa, Arthropoda, Insecta, Coleoptera, Curculionidae. The coding region runs from base 1 to 4917 and encodes 1638 amino acids. The record is from RefSeq and is a predicted model, not a curated record. The transcript is spliced from 4 exons. Gene Ontology annotation, biological process: DNA integration.